GCUCAGAACUUCAGACUUACGUUUAAGAUGUUUGAUACUGAAAUUUACACGGUAGAUACUUUGGUUAGUCAACCUGUCACGCCUUCUCCUUUUUGCCCUCGAUACUCACCGCAACCACCACUAUUGCCUCCUCCGUUCGACUUUCCUCCUGACUGUCCAGCUCCUGAAUUGUCACCAUUGCCUCCAUUGCCUCCUUUCCCGCCACUGAUGGAGCCCCCGUUUCCUCCUCCUCCAGAUAACUUUCCACCUGACUAUUCGCCGCCGGUGCACCAUCCUGAAUUGCCUCCACCACGACCGUUGACUCCACGAGUGCGCUGGCUGCCAUUGCCUCCGUUGCCUGCACUGCCGCCAUUACCUGAAUUGCCACCAUUGCCUGCACUGCCACCAUUUCCUAAUAUACCUCCAUUGUUGCAAUUUCCACCGACACUUCCACCGUUACCGGCAUUACCACCUUUACCUGCACUACCCCCGUUGCCUGCACUACCUCCGUUACCAUCCCUGCCACCGUUUCCUGCACUACCGCCAUGGUCUGAACUGCCGCCAGUGCAUGAGUCGCCCCCAUUGCUGUCCUUGCCUCCGAUACAACCACCGACCCCUGAACGACGACCACGGUGGUCUGCAAUGCCACCAUUGCAUGAGCCACCUCCAUUUCUUUCCUGGCCACCAACACAACCGUCGGUACCUGAACGAAGGCCACGACGGUCUUCAUUGCCGCCAUUACAAGAGUCACCUCCAUUUAUGUCCUUUCCACCGACACAGCCGCCAGUACCUGCACGGCCACGGUGGUCCGUAUUGCCACCAUUGCUUGAGUUGCCUCCAUUGCAGCCCUUGCCUCCACCAUUACCACCACUACCUGCAUUGCCGCCAUUGCCUGAGUUACCUCCGUUGCCUCCCAUGCCAGCCAAGCCGUUCUUUGAAGCUUCAGCUUGUUCAUACCAAAUGUGGAUGCUGCCUCAACACAAAUGCUAUUGGAAAGUGAUGAACCCAGACCUAAAAGUAGAACUUGUGUUUGGGCCAUUGGCUUCAAUAAGAUAUGGCAGAAACAUGACGAUAUAUGAAAGCAUGUAUGGAAGACGAGAUCCUUAUCGGACACUUUUAAGGGAAGGAACAACUGCUCUCUUGAAUUCUUAUAGUAGCAUCGUGUUUGCUUAUGAACCUCAUGAUAUCGUCCAUCGACUAAAUUGGGCACUUAUGGAAGACACUGUAGAACAAGUUCUUGCAGCCGCUAAACGCUUCAUGAAGGCAAACUCUGGAGCAACCGGGAAUGUUACAUGCAAAUUUACAACAUGCACAUGAUCACAAACUUAACGAACUCUAUAUUGAUUCACCCAUUGCUUAAUCCUAUCAACCGUUUUGCUUGCGAUGAUGAAUAUGGCUAUGAUUAGAUGAUAAACGUUUAUUGGGAUUGAGAAUGGAUCAUGUAUUUUUGGAAGACAUUUCUUUUGGCUUUUUAGAAUUAAGAGGAAACAACUUGUCUAGUUGUCCAGGGUAAUUAUACUUAGGUGUUGUGUUUUUUUA
Molecule: messenger RNA, 1518 nt
Organism: Lactuca sativa (garden lettuce)
Lineage: Eukaryota; Viridiplantae; Streptophyta; Magnoliopsida; Asterales; Asteraceae
Source: RefSeq, a predicted model, not a curated record